UCGACUUCUCCACCCCAUCUGAGUGGACGACAGCGAUCCGGUGAACGCGGCGCAUGAUUGCUUGUCUCUCUUUUACUCGUCCCCCAACGUCAACAACGUCCUUUUUGAGUCGCUCUGUUACACGUGCGACCUUGUGAUACCUCACACGGUUUAAGAGCCCCAAGGAGCUGUGCGACUCGGUCAUUGUUCGACUGGCCCACACAAGCCGGCGCAUUCGGGAUUCCGUUUGAACGGGAGGACGGAUACUGACGGGAAAUCUAAACGACGACCAUACACGCCCCUAGCUUCGGCCACUCUCUCUACGCAGGCCGUCAUUCUGACAGCACACUGCACUCUCGAGCAUUCUUCCCACCUGUGUUACGGACGACGAAUCCGCAAUCGACUUCCCGGACCUCGACGGAAUUGACUCUCGAGUUGAGGCAGAUCGCCAUCUUUCACCACCAACCUACACCCACCGACGGCGAGACAGAUAACACAAGAUGGAGCGCAUCAGGGAACUGCUGGGCAAGCACCACAAACCGGAUCGGCAAGAGUACGAGCCUCUCGCCGAGGAAGGCCGGGAACUCGACGGCUCCACGCUGGAGGAAGACCCGGAGGAGGUGCCGUUCUCGUGGACCGAGUACAUCAUGUUCGCCUGGCUGGGCAUGGCGAUGCUAUGGGCCUGGAACAUGUUCCUCGCGGCAGCCCCCUACUUCCAAGUCCGCUUCCAAUCCGACGUCUGGAUCUCCCAAAACUUCCAGUCCGCCAUCCUCACCGUCUCGACCCUCACGAACCUCACCGCCAUGCUCAUCCUCACAAACAUCCAAUACGCCGCCUCCUACCCCUUCCGCAUCAACCUCGCCCUCCUCCUCAACUGCAUAAUCUUCUCCUUCCUCACGGCCUCCACCUCCUUCGCCCUCGACGUCUCACCCGGCGCCUACCUCGCCUUCAUCCUCUUGAUGGUCGCCUCCAGCUCCUGGGCCACAGGGCUCAUCCAAAACGGCGCCUUCGCCUUCGCCGCCUCCUUUGGCCGGCCCGAGUACAUGCAGGCCUUGAUGGCGGGCCAGGGCGUAGCCGGCGUCCUCCCGCCCAUCGCGCAGGUCAUCACCGUCCUCGUCGUCCCCGAAAAGGACACCACAAACUCCACCGCGACCGCCCAAGACGACAUCAAGUCCUCGUCCUCCUCGGCGUUCGUCUACUUCCUCGCCGCCGUCGCCGUCUCCGUUUCCGCCCUGCUGGCCUUCAUCCCCCUCGUCCGCCGCCACAACCGCAUCAUCGAAGCACGCAUGGUCAACACCCUCGCCGAGUCCCUCACCUCGGUCGAAGAAGCUGAGCGCGCCGCCCGUAAGGUCGUGUCCCCGCUCACCUUACUCCGCAAGCUCCACUGGCUCGCCGGCGCAAUCUUCAUGUGUUUUUCGGUCGCCAUGUUCUUCCCCGUCUUCACGGGCAAGAUCCUAUCCGUCCGCUACCCGGGCGACGAAAAGUCCCCCGCCGGCAUCCUCUUCCGACCCGCAGCGUUCAUUCCCCUCGCAUUCUUCGCCUGGAACCUCGGCGACCUGUCCGGCCGCAUGGCCACCAUCCUCCCCUUCUCCCUACGCCACCGCCCCGCCGCCCUCUUCGGCGUCAGUCUCGCCCGCAUUGGCUUCCUGCCGCUUUACUUACUGUGCAACAUUGGCGGCCGCGGCGCCGUCGUCAGCAGCGACUUCUUCUACCUGGUCGUCGUCCAGUUCUUCUUCGGGCUGACCAACGGAUGGUUAGGCUCGAGCUGCAUGAUGGCCGCGGGCGAGUGGGUCGAGGACGGCGAGCGCGAGGCCACGGGCGGGUUCAUGGGCUUGUGCCUCGUUGCUGGGUUGACGACGGGUAGCCUUUUGAGCUUUACGGCUGGUGGUAUUUAGGGAUGUCUUAGUAUAAUUUUGCAUGUGUACGGCGUAAUGGGAGAGGUGUAUAGCUUUCAUCUCAAUUUGGCAUACUUUGUAAUCGGUCUUUGGAUGGCGUUUGAGGACACGGGUUAUGAGGACGGUGAGUAUGAGAAUAGUCAUAAAGACGGCCAAUAAUAGUUAGCUCUAGAGAAACGCAUUAUUCAAUCCGUUAUUGAUUUAAAUGGAAG
This is a messenger RNA of Colletotrichum scovillei, 2086 nucleotides long. Its product is annotated as nucleoside transporter. The record is from RefSeq and is a predicted model, not a curated record. Lineage: Eukaryota; Fungi; Ascomycota; Sordariomycetes; Glomerellales; Glomerellaceae. Gene Ontology annotation, biological process: nucleoside transmembrane transport. The transcript has 2 exons. Gene Ontology annotation, cellular component: fungal-type vacuole membrane; plasma membrane. Gene Ontology annotation, molecular function: nucleobase transmembrane transporter activity; nicotinamide riboside transmembrane transporter activity. The coding region runs from base 480 to 1874 and encodes 464 amino acids.